Messenger RNA from Fusarium keratoplasticum, 2502 nucleotides. RefSeq lists its product as uncharacterized. The record is from RefSeq and is a predicted model, not a curated record. The transcript is spliced from 3 exons. The coding region runs from base 1 to 2502 and encodes 833 amino acids. Lineage: Eukaryota; Fungi; Ascomycota; Sordariomycetes; Hypocreales; Nectriaceae.
AUGGAACUCGCGAAUGAGCUCUGCCGACGGACCGAAGAAUGUCUCUCCCUUUUCCAAGAUGCAUCAAGGCACCAAGCACUUGCCGACGAUGACUGGUUUGAAGACCGGGCUGCCGACUUUGUGUGGUGGUCCCACGGUUUGAAAGCCCAAAAAACUGGCCGCAGCUCUCUUGAUUAUCGACUAAGAGACCGACCAGACAUCCAAAAAGUCAUUGCAGGCCUGCUCGAUAGCUUGGCCCAGGCGCUGAAGGAAUGUCUACAACCCGAAACAGAUGAGGGUCAAGGCUCAAUCCACGGUGACCAUGAGGACGAGGCUUCCGAGUUCGACAACAGUUCAAGUGGUUCGUCCUGGUCCGACUUCUCAGACGAAGUCAAUCAGUCAAAGGACAAGGACGAAGCAGACACCCCAAAUACUGAGGAUUCUGACCCUAGGUUCUACAUUGAAACCAACUUGAAGCUGCUAGCAAAGAUAUCCAUCGCCAUUAGAAGAUCGGGGGCAAAACUGCGCUACUUGAAAGCUGAUGCCUACCUGAAAGAUCACCCAGACGAUGAUGAGUACACGCAGCUAAGGAGCCACCUCUUCUUCCUGAUUCUAGUCGGAUCCUACGAACAAAAGCUUUUCGGCGAGCUCAGACGUCGAGCCAUCAAUGAACAACUACCGAAGGCUGUCGAAAUCGUGAUCCGUUCAUGGAUUGUUGAUCCCUCUCGGGUGACAUCGAACCAGCAACGGCUUGUCGAGACCAACAUCACAAGAAGGAAUAGGAUUGCAUAUGCGAGACGCUUCAUAAGCAAGGGUGCUGUCCCAACCAAGAGCAAAGAAGCAGCGGCUCCGACGAUCGUCCCUUCACCACUCCCAGAUGCCGUGCUUCGGCCAGCCAAAGAGCCAAGCACUUUCGGCGCCGAUGCACAAGAGCCAUUCCAAAUUGCGGACCCCAUCCAAGCGUUGCCCAUAUCCCCAGAGCCUGCGAAAUCUCUGACUGCAAAGACUUUGACAGCGACGGAGCUAGGUUCGCAAUUCGUCCUACCUGUCAUCGUGCCAUUCGAGCCCAAGAAGGGGGCCAUGUCGGUCGCAACCAAGAUGACGCAAACUGGCGUCAAACAAGACUAUCCAGCAUGUCCUGGCAAGAAGGGCAGCUUCCAGUGCCCGUACUGCGUACAAGUUCUGUCCGAGGACUACACAACAAAGUCUAGAUGGCGGGGCCAUGUCGCGCAAGACUUGAAUCCAUAUUCGUGCAUCUAUCAAGACUGUCCAGAUUCCCAUGACCUGUAUGCAACCAGGGAGGAAUGGAUCAAGCACAUAAGGAGCAAGCAUAACGAGGAGCGCUGGGUUUGUGAUGAUUGCAUUUUCGAGAGCGACCAGGACGACGAAUUCAUUUUCGACAAUCAGGAACUAUGGGAGAUCCAUAUGAGGUCCCUCCACAGCUGCCCGGAUGACCGCCUGACGCUCCUCUGCAGCAUGAGCAAGAGAAAGCUCGUAGAAUUGGCCGAAUGUCCCCUUUGCAAACGGCCCUGUGGGCACUCGAGGCCAGAUGAAGAUGACCACAUUGCAGAGCAUCUUCAUUCAUGGGCAUUGAGAGCCCUUCCUUGGGAUUUGAACCCGGAUGAUGAAGCCUCCUCUGAUUCACCCGAGAUGGGAUCUGAGAACGACCUGGCAAGAAUAUCAGAGAUGAGCGAACUCCCCGAAGAUGAAGCCGACAGCAUCACAGCAACAACAUCAGACGCAAUCGAGCGUGAGGUGACUCGCUGGAGGACUGACUGGAAAUACGAAGAUAAUGACCUCUCGGAUCGGUUCUACGUUUUGGCUAAGGCCUUUGGAGAGACCAUUGAGAAAUGGACAGCUCAUGGCCGGCUUGACACGCAGAAUGAGACUGCGCUGCAACAUCUCAUGAGAAUCAACCAAGCCAGGGGUCAACUGUAUCAUGCCUCGGAAUUGACUGCCCAACAACGACAAGACAUGGAAGAUAGCCUGUGUAUUAGCAUCGAGCUUGGCGUAGAAUACAUGGCCGGGGUAUUAAGCGAGGAAGAGGAGGAGCCAUCUCAGGAGCCUUCCAUUGACGCAGAUGAACUCGAAAGACCCAAGGCACCACCACCACCUCCGGCAGUUGGAAUACCCAGGGUUACAGGCGAGAACAUACUUCCAUCGGAUGACGAACAGAGGGCUAUACUGGAAAACGCUGGAGAACACUACUCCAAACAUGUGUCAAUGCCGAUAAUUUGGGCCCAUAGAGAUCCCGGUUGGUUCAUGCCUGCUGAAAUGGUCAGGACGAAGACACUCGACAUCGACGCUAUUAGCAUAGCAGGAAGCGCAGACAAAGACAGGUCUAGGUGGGAUGAAGAGCAAACCGCCGUCCAUACGGACACCGAGAGCGGUCAAGAUUUUCUCAUCCAGGCCAUGGGCCCUAGGUAUCGCUAUGGUGAUACUCCCUACCAGGGCGAUCUCUACCCGCAUGAGUUAUCUUUAUCAGAUGGAUCGGAGUCCAGUGUUGUGGACUUACCUAGGUAG